AGUCUAAUGCAAUCCAAAAAUCAAUCAGGUAUUUUAGAAUUUCUUCUUCUUGGACUAACUGGUGAUCCUCAGCUCCAGUCCAUUAUGUUCAGCUUGUUCCUGUGCAUAUAUUUGCUCACUGUACUAGGAAACCUGCUCAUCAUCUUGGCUGUCUGCUCUGACCUACACCUACAAACCCCAAUGUACUUUUUUCUCUCUAGUCUUUCCAUUAAUGAUAUCUGUUUAAGUACAAACACAAUACCAAAUAUGCUCAUAAACGUGAUAACCCAGAGUCAAAGCAUCUCUUACACUGGCUGCCUCACACAAGUUUGGUUUGUGUUGGUUUUCACUGGAUUGGAGAACUGUCUUCUUGCUGUGAUGGCCUAUGAUCGCUAUGUGGCCAUUUGUCACCCUCUGAGGUACUCCACAAUAAUGAACCCUUCCUGUUGCAUCCUGAUGGUUCUACUUUCUCUGCUCCUUAGCCUUGUGUUUGGUCUCUUGCACACUCUGAUGGCUCUUAACUUGUCAUUCUGCACAGAUGUUAAAAUCCCUCAUUUCUUCUGUGAACUUGCUCAGCUAAUCAAGCUUUCAUGUUCGGAUACGCUCAUUAAUAACAUCCUCGUAUAUUUUGCAUCGUGUGUAUUUGGUGGAAUUCCUAUCUCUGGAAUAAUUUUCUCUUACACUCAUAUUUUGUCAGCAGUUCUAAGAAUGCCAUCAUCAGGGCGAAGAUAUAAAACAUUUUCCACUUGUGGAUCUCACCUAUGUGUUGUCUCCUUGUUUUAUGGCACAAUUUUGGGUGUGUAUAUCAGCUCUUCAGUGACUGACUCUCCUGAAAAGUCUGUGGUGGCUUCAGUUAUGUAUUCUGUAGUUCCUCAGAUGUUGAAUCCAUUUAUCUACAGCUUGAGAAAUAAGGACAUGAAGGAAGCCCUGAGGAAAUCCUUCACAAGAGUUGGAACUAUUUUAUCAUCACAUUUGAAUUUCACAGAAGCAUAA
Molecule: messenger RNA, 972 nt
Organism: Arvicanthis niloticus (Nile rat)
Lineage: Eukaryota; Metazoa; Chordata; Mammalia; Rodentia; Muridae
Source: RefSeq, a predicted model, not a curated record